Messenger RNA from Fusarium fujikuroi IMI 58289, 648 nucleotides. Its product is annotated as CI-23 NADH-ubiquinone oxidoreductase 23 kDa subunit precursor. The transcript is spliced from 5 exons. Lineage: Eukaryota; Fungi; Ascomycota; Sordariomycetes; Hypocreales; Nectriaceae. The record is from RefSeq and is a predicted model, not a curated record. Gene Ontology annotation, biological process: mitochondrial electron transport, NADH to ubiquinone; mitochondrial respiratory chain complex I assembly. Gene Ontology annotation, molecular function: 4 iron, 4 sulfur cluster binding; NADH dehydrogenase activity. The coding region runs from base 1 to 648 and encodes 215 amino acids. Gene Ontology annotation, cellular component: membrane.
AUGGCUCACGCACUCAUCGCGCGACGCCAGCUCGCCUCCGCUGCCACCAGCAGAGCUAGCAUCCUCGGCCUGGUUCAACAGCGAAGCUACGCGACACCUCAUGGACCUCCUCCCGCCAACUUCCGAACGAGCAAGCCCGUGCAGUGGACCUGGGACAGAGACAGCACCCUCGAUCGAAUGGGAAAGUUUUUCCUCAUGACGGAGAUGGCGAGGGGAAUGUAUGUUCUGCUUGAGCAGUUCUUCCGACCACCUUAUACAAUUUACUACCCCUUCGAGAAGGGCCCUAUUUCUCCUCGAUUCCGUGGCGAGCAUGCCCUUCGACGAUACCCCUCCGGUGAAGAGCGAUGCAUUGCCUGCAAGCUUUGCGAGGCUAUUUGCCCCGCCCAGGCCAUUACCAUCGAGGCUGAGGAGCGAGCUGACGGAUCCCGCCGAACAACCAAGUACGAUAUUGACAUGACCAAGUGCAUCUACUGCGGUUUCUGCCAGGAGUCCUGCCCCGUUGACGCCAUCGUUGAGUCGCCCAACGCCGAGUACGCCACCGAGACCCGAGAAGAGCUUCUGUACAACAAGGAGAAGCUUCUCUCCAACGGAGACAAGUGGGAGCCUGAGCUUGCGGCUGCUAUCCGCGCCGACUCACCAUACCGAUAA